UACCACAACUCGCAAGAGUGAAAAAGUUCCAAUCCAAAAUGGCUUUCGCCACUCGUUUCUUCUCAAGAUCCGCUCGUCAGGUGUAUACUGGGCAGAUGAUUCUGCGAACGGAGCAGGUGAUUUCUGCUCGUUCAUUUGCCAAAUCAGCUGGUUCUGCUCCCUCUGCCUUAAAGGGUGACGAGAUGUUGAAGGGCAUUUUUCUGGAGGUUAAAAAGAAAUUUGAGACAGCCCUAGGGAUUCUCCGAAAAGAGAAGAUCACCAUAAAUCCUGAUGAUCCUGCUGCUGUGUCUGAAUAUGCCAGAGUCAUGAAGACUGUAAGAGAGAAGGCUGAUCUGUUUACAGAGUCACAGAGGAUUAAAUACACAAUUGAGUCACGAACACAAGGUAUUCCAGAUGCUAGAUCUUAUUUACUGGCAUUGAAGGAGAUAAGGAUCAAGAGGGGUCUCACUGAUGAACUGGGUGCAGAGGCUAUGAUGAUGGAUGCAUUAGACAAAGUUGAGCAAGAGCUAAAGAAACCACUUUUGAGGAAUGAUAAGAAGGGAAUGUCCCUCCUAAUGACAGAAUUUGAUAAGAUCAACCAAAAGCUUGGCAUACGUAGAGAAGAUCUGCCCAAAUAUGAGGAACAGUUGGAACUCAAAAUUGCAAAAGCUCAGCUGGAAGAGCUGAAGAAGGAUGCUGUUGAAGCAAUGGACACUCAGAAGAAGCGGGAGGAGUUCAAGGAUGAAGAAAUGCCAGAUGUGAAGUCAUUAGACAUCCGGAACUUCAUUUGAGACUGAAAUUUACUUCCAAGUCGUUUCUUUUCAUUUUUCCACCUUCGGCAGACGACUCGUGCGAUUAAAAGGAGGUAUUGUGCUUCUGAAAGAUUGAGAGUAUUGAAGACAAUAAGGACUUGCCUGUUAAUAAUAAUAUGGCAGAAAUUUGCUCUGCAUAUAUAUUGAAUCUUGGUUAUCUAUUGCAACAUUUCUUGUUUUCUGCACGAGUUCUCGAGUGGAACACCAAUUCUAAUGUAUUCAUAUUUGGUAGGAAGUUAUGCUCUUGAAGCAAUGGACACUUAAGAACAUCAGUUGCAUAAAUUAUCAUCACUGAACAUUUGUAUGUAGCUUUUUUCCCGGUUG
Molecule: messenger RNA, 1115 nt
Organism: Olea europaea var. sylvestris
Lineage: Eukaryota; Viridiplantae; Streptophyta; Magnoliopsida; Lamiales; Oleaceae
Product: probable ATP synthase 24 kDa subunit, mitochondrial
Exons: 7
Coding region: 39-770 (243 amino acids)
Biological process (GO): pollen development
Source: RefSeq, a predicted model, not a curated record